Molecule: messenger RNA, 477 nt
Organism: Ostreococcus lucimarinus CCE9901
Lineage: Eukaryota; Viridiplantae; Chlorophyta; Mamiellophyceae; Mamiellales; Bathycoccaceae
Exons: 2
Coding region: 1-477 (158 amino acids)
Biological process (GO): intracellular iron ion homeostasis; iron-sulfur cluster assembly
Cellular component (GO): cytoplasm; mitochondrial matrix
Molecular function (GO): 2 iron, 2 sulfur cluster binding; ferrous iron binding
Source: RefSeq, a predicted model, not a curated record
AUGUUACGACGUGCGAUCGAACGAACGGCGCGCCGAGGGACGACGAGCGCGAAAUCCGUCGCGUGCUCUCGAGUUUUCGAACGCGCCUACGACAAAAAGGUGGUGGAUCAUUACGAAAACCCAAGAAAUGUUGGUUCGUUCGAUAAGAGCGAUCUGAACGUCGGCACGGGCGUCGUCGGGGCUCCCGCGUGCGGGGACGUGAUGAAGCUGCAGAUUAAGGUGGACGACGAGGGCAACAUCGUGGACUCGUGCUUCAAGACGUUCGGAUGCGGAAGUGCGAUCGCGUCGAGCUCGGUGGCGACGGAAUGGAUCAAAGGCACGCACGUAGAUGAGGCGGUGACGAUCAAGAAUCAGGACAUAGCGAAACAUUUGAACUUGCCGCCGGUGAAGUUGCACUGUUCGAUGCUCGCCGAGGAUGCGAUUCGAUCCGCGGUGGCUGACAUCAAGGCGAAGCGCGCGGCGGCGAAGACGGCGUGA